ACCGCAGCACGACGACAGUUGCGAAGAGUUCAAUCACUUCACCGACGAUCCGACGUCGUGCGUCGGCCAAAAAAGAAUGAUGGUUAGCCGACUGUGGAACAGUUGCUUCCCCAAAUUCACGCCGGAGCAUGUGCACCGGCACAAUUUUUACCUAUGCCAGUGGCAGCGCAACACUCAAGUGCGCAUCGUCUAUCUUUUCUACCGCUGGCUAACGGCAAUUACCUGCUUAGCGGCGCUUGUCUGCUCACUACUCGACAUCGGGCGCACCGAAGAGCAUUUCGAAAACCACUAUGCGAAGUGGUGGAUCUACCUGACACAUUGGGGUCUGCUCUUUUGCACGGUGCAAGCAUGGCUAGCGGCGUGGAUUGUUACGCAGGGCAUGAUGGUUGAACGUGAAGACUUUGAGGUUGUGCGUCAAGCGCGAAAGAGUCGCCUACAUCACAUAUACUGGGUGCUAUACACAUGUGCGACUGUGUAUUCGUUCAUCAUCACGAUGGUUUAUUGGUUGCUGGUGCAUGACCCAGAAAUUCACAAAAUAGACGCUUUAAAUAUAAUGGUGCAUGUGUUCAAUUCGGUGAUUAUGCUCAUCGAUUUAGCUAUUGUCGGACAUCCGAUUAAAUUGAGUCAUGUCUACUUUACGACCGGCAUCGGCUUGGCCUAUGGCAUAUUUACGGGCAUUUAUUUCUUGGCUGGUGGCACCGAUAGAAAAAACAAUGUCUACAUCUAUCCCAUGCUGGACUGGACCAAACCGGGCAAGGCCAUCAUUGUCACGGUGUGUGCCAUCAUAUUCGUCUUUGUGGUGCACUUCUGUUGCUAUCUCCUCUACCGUACGCGCGUCUGGCUCUUCACUAAGCUCUGCAUACGUGGCGCGCACAACCGCGAUGGCGACAUGGGCGAAGGGCUGCACGACGAAUCGACGGCGCGUCUAGGUGGCGGCACUUCACAGGAGUAUUCACAUCAGCAACAGUAUCCGAUACUGCAUUCGGAGCAACCGCGCACCUCCACACACCACCACCAUCAGCAUACGCAGCGUCAGCAACACCAACAGCAACAGCAACAGCAACAGCAGCAGCAUCCUCAAAGUCAGUCUGGCGGAAAUGUACAAACUGUAGACAUGAUGAGCGGCGGUGGCGGUGGUGUCAGCGCCACGCAACAUACAACGCCGCCUUAUUAUCCGCAAUACUCUGGGUACCAGCAACAGCCGGUGGUGGCGGGUGUCAAUGUUGGUGUACUCAGCGCUGGUGGCUACUAUCAAUCGGAAAAUAACAAUAAAAAUAAACAGCAGCAACAACAACAACAGCAGCAGCAACAGCAGCAGUCGCAGCAACAACAAAAACAUUCCUCAACAACAACUGCCGCAUCCGGUUUAACUCGCACCGUGGCCCAUUUAGAUGCGGCACAGCGUGAGCAAUUCCUAAAUCCAAACAAGAUUGUGGAAUACAAAAUGUAAAGGCGUUGUACCCGGCACCGAUAUACGUUCCACUUGUCCAUGAAAUUCUUGGAGAAACACUGUGAGCAAUGUCAGGCGGCAAAGCGACGCGCCGAGGCGGAAGUGCAUGCCAAGGCGCAGGCACAGGCGGCGGCGGAAGCGGCAGCCGAGGCGGCAGAAAUAGCAGCGGCCGCAGCAUUAGAAGCAGCUGCCAAAGUCAAAUCAGAAUGCGCGAAAUGUUGUUGAGCGCUGAAUGCGUGAGACAAAAGUUGAAUCGGUGCAGCAUUCGAUGAAAGCAGCCCGAUUGGUCAGUGUUGGCAGCGCUGGCUGGCGUCACAGUGUAAGCGACGUUAUAAUGAGCUCUCGUUGUUGUUGUUUAGGUUUAAUUUUAAGGGGUUGGCGGACAGAGUGGUUGAACGAUCGGUGGCUUCGUUAUGUUGGUGUCGGGUAUAGACGUUGGUUUGCCUGACAGAUGGUACAAGCGAACGUAGGCGCUAAGCUUGAAAUUGAAAAA
Molecule: messenger RNA, 1943 nt
Organism: Rhagoletis zephyria (snowberry fruit fly)
Lineage: Eukaryota; Metazoa; Arthropoda; Insecta; Diptera; Tephritidae
Gene: hbt
Product: headbutt
Cellular component (GO): membrane
Source: RefSeq, a predicted model, not a curated record